UUGAUAUCUGUAUCAUCUGUUCUUAUGACAACAGUUGACGGAAACUGGACCGAGUGGACGGACACUACCGGUGUGUGUUCUGUAUCCUGUGGAGGAGGCUCUAGAACCAUCAGCAGAACCAGGACCUGCACCAACCCAGCACCCAGCAACGGCGGACGGGACUGUGUAGGAUCACCUUCAGAUCGAUACACAGAGGUUUGCAACACCAAUGGCUGCGCAGAUCCAUGCAGUGGUUGCCGGUAUGUCAACGGUAUUGGGUACAUCCCUGACCCCAGCGACUGCUCCCGGUUCAUUCAGUGCCAAGAACCCAGACCCGGCAAUACUGCUAUUUUCUAUAGAAUGCAGUGUAGUCCUGGACUGUACUGGAACCAACAGCAUCUGGUGUGUGAUUGGCCAGCCAACGUCAUCUGCACAGUGGAAGCUGAAGAGGAAGCAUUUCUUCCAUCGACUGCAGCACCAUCAACAGCUGCUCCGCUGACAUCCCUUCCUUCGUCGUUGUGCGACGGCUCCAAGAAGGCAAAGCCAGGAAAUACAGCUCAGUAUCAGGAACUGAUACAUGGAAACUGGAUCACCAGAUUCUGUGCUCCAGGAACUGUGUACUCUACGACCAGUUGUAGCUGCAUCACCGGUCAGAAUGACGCGUCCCCAGUUUGCCAGGCGGAGGUUUACCUUCCUUUCAACAGUGACGUGAACGACCAUUCGACUAACCACCACUAUGUACAAAACACUGGCGUUGUAACUACCAACAGUGGCCAUGGCGUCUUCAGCAACAACACCCAACUCCGGAUCCUGCGGUUCUCCAACAUGCAUUUCGGGAAGACUCUGAUCAUCUCAUUUUCGUUCAAACGCACUCAGGCUACAAGCAGAGCUCAGGCUAUCGUCACCAACGAUGACUGCGGGCAUGGCGGCAGCAUCUACAUCACCACUCAGCGGUCAACCGUGCAGUUUCGUGUUGUCAAUAGCAACAACGUUACGCAUACUUUAAAUGUAUCGUACACAGCCACCACGUCCUUGAAUGAGGUGAAGCUGAUCGUCAAGGAUGGACUGAUGAAGGUUGAAGUCAACAACCGCAGAUUACAGAGGACAUUUGAUGGUAACAUCGGGAAAAGCCAGUGUGCACUGCAGGUCGGGUACGGUGAUGGCAUGGACUUCUUCCAUGGCGUCCUGGAAGAAUUCAAAGUAUACAUCUGCGAUCCAGAGAGCCUGUAGUUGAACAUAGUGUUUCAUCAAGACCCACCAUGAAGUCAAAUGCCGUUUUUAAUAUCAACUCGCAGUAUUAAACAGUAUGGCGCA
This is a messenger RNA of Haliotis rubra (blacklip abalone), 1293 nucleotides long. Its product is annotated as semaphorin-5B-like. The record is from RefSeq and is a predicted model, not a curated record. The coding region runs from base 25 to 1209 and encodes 394 amino acids. The transcript is spliced from 7 exons. Gene Ontology annotation, molecular function: chitin binding. Gene Ontology annotation, cellular component: extracellular region. Lineage: Eukaryota; Metazoa; Mollusca; Gastropoda; Lepetellida; Haliotidae.